Colletotrichum chrysophilum is the source of this 1707-nucleotide messenger RNA. RefSeq lists its product as uncharacterized. Gene Ontology annotation, biological process: amino acid transmembrane transport. Gene Ontology annotation, cellular component: membrane. Gene Ontology annotation, molecular function: amino acid transmembrane transporter activity. The record is from RefSeq and is a predicted model, not a curated record. Bases 1 to 1707 code for a protein of 568 amino acids. NCBI's taxonomy places the organism in Eukaryota, Fungi, Ascomycota, Sordariomycetes, Glomerellales, Glomerellaceae. The transcript is spliced from 3 exons.
AUGAGCCGCAGCACCGAGACCAUCCCGUUCCCUGGCGCCAAGUCCCCGGGCAUCACCGAUGUCACCCGACAUGCCUGGAUCACCUCGGACGACAUCGAGGCGGCGUCCUCCACGCCGCGCGGCGGGCCGUUCGAGCCGCGCGAGGACCACAACGGCGACCUCGUCACGGCCACCGAGGACCGCGACCUGAAGCGCGGCCUCGAGCAGCGCCACCUGUCCAUGCUGGGCAUCGCCGGCGCCAUUGGCACGGGCCUCUUCCUCGGCCUCGGCGGCGCCAUCCAGACCGGCGGCCCGCUCGGCGCCCUCCUCGGCUACGCCACCGUCGGCCUCAUCGUCUGCGCCGUGCAGUUCGCCCUCGGCGAGGUCUCCGCCCUGCUCCCCGUCACCGGCUCCUUCGUCCGCCACGCCGAGUUCCUCGUCGACCCCGCCCUCGGCUUCGCCAUCGGCUGGAACCUCGUCUACGGCAACAUCCUCUCCAUCCCCUCCGAGAUCACCGCCAUCUGCGUCCUGUUCGAGUUCUGGACCGACCUCAACCCCUCCGUCUUCAUCGUCGUCUUCAUCAUCCUCACCUUCGUCGUCGGCAUCGCCUUCGUCCGUGUCUUCGGCGAGGUCGAGUUCGUCUUCGCCCUCCUCAAGAUCCUCCUCGUCAUCUUCCUCAUCAUCCUCGGCCUCGUCAUCGACCUCGGCGGCGUCCCCGGCACCCCGCGCAUCGGCUUCCGCUACUGGCAGGACCCGGGGCCCUUCGUCGAGCACAUCGCCACGGGCAACUGGGGCAAGUUCCUCGGCUACUGGGGCGUCAUGACGAGCGCCGUCUUCUCCUUCGCCGGCGUCGAGUCGCUCGCCAUGGCCGCCGCCGAGACGCAGAACCCGCGCCGCGCCAUCCCCCGCGCCUGCAAGCGCGUCUUCGCGCGCAUCGUGCUCUUCUACAUGCUCGCCGUGCUCGUCGUCGGCAUGCUCGUCGCCAGCAACGACACCCGCCUCGACGACGCGUACGGCACCGCCGCGCAGAGCCCCUUCGUCAUCGCCGCCUCCGCCGCGGGCAUCCCCGCCAUCCCCAGCGUCGUGAACGCAGUCGUCAUCACCUCCGCGUGGUCCGCGUCAAACCAGAGUCUGCUCGCGGGCACCCGUGUGCUCUUCGGUCUCGCGCUCAAGGGCCAGGCGCCCAAGAUCUUCCUGCGCACGACGGCGUGGGGCACGCCGUACAUGUGCGUGCUGCUGUUCACGGCCUUCAUGUUCCUCAGCUUCAUGAGCCUGUCGAACGGCGCGCUGACCGUUUUCUGGUGGCUGGUGGACCUGACGGCGGCGGGCGUGCUGGUGUCGUGGUCGGCGAUCCUGCUGAAUCACCUGCGCCUUAAGUCUGCGAUGAGGAAGCAGAACAUCUCCAUGGAGAGGCUGCCCUGGCACAACUCGUGGACAGUCUACACCUCGACGGUGGCGCUCCUCAUGUGCAUCACCAUCCUUCUCACCAGCGGUUUCGAGGUGUUUACCAAGGGCAACUGGAGCGCCAGCGGCUUCGUGUCUUCGUACCUUGACAUCCCCUUGGUCCUCGGCGCCUACCUCAUUUACAAGUUCGUCAAGAAGACCAAGAUCGUGCCUCUGGAGAGUAUCGCGCUGCACGAUGCCUUCGACCAGGCCGACGCGUACCCCGAGGAGCCCGAGGUCAAGAAGACGGGGCCCAUUCGCUUCGUCAGCUGGAUUUGGGAUUGA